Messenger RNA from Triplophysa dalaica, 6169 nucleotides. RefSeq names its product cell adhesion molecule L1-like a (gene chl1a). Bases 216 to 4028 code for a protein of 1270 amino acids. The record is from RefSeq and is a predicted model, not a curated record. Lineage: Eukaryota; Metazoa; Chordata; Actinopteri; Cypriniformes; Nemacheilidae. The transcript is spliced from 29 exons. Gene Ontology annotation, molecular function: protein binding. Gene Ontology annotation, biological process: cell-cell adhesion.
GCUCAGCGCAUCAGGAUGGGGAGGGUGAUGGAAUGUGCGCAAAAGUUUGGGGUGAGACCUGUGCCUUGGUGUCACUUGUUCAUCUCUGCUCCUUGGAUUGAGACAGAAACCAGCGGGAUCUUAACGUGGAUAACGUGAAAUAGGAUCUUUGCCUUGGUCGAGUCUGUGGAGAGCUCAAUCGAAGAGGAAAUUUCCAAGGGAAAUAGCUAUAUUUCAUGGGCCGUUCUGUGCGGCAUCUGCUGGCUGGAAUGAGGGGGCUCGGGAGCCGUCUUUGCAUCUGGCUCCUGUUGAUCAUCUUCUCCAGUGUCUUUGGUGUUUACUAUCCUCCUCACGUGGAGCAGCUCCCGACCAUCACCGGUCAGACCUCAGGCUCUCUCAUUGCCUUACCGUAUGAUGAAAGCUUCAUCCUCAAGUGUGAGGCCAAAGGCAACCCAAGUCCAACCUACCAUUGGACAAGAAAUGGAAUUGAUUUUUACCCACAUAAAGACCCUCUACUCACAACAGAAGAGACUUAUGGGACUUUUGUGAUACCCAACACUAAAGAUAAAGUGAAAUACCAGGGAAUGUACAGAUGUUACGCCACAAACAAGCUUGGAACUGCAAUAUCAGAUGAAACUGAAUUUAUUGUGCCAUCGCUGCCCAAGUUCCCCAGAGUGAAUUUGGAGCCACUGGAUGUAAAGGAGGGAGACUCAGCGCUCUUGGAGUGUAACCCGCCAACAGGGGUUCCACCUCGACAACUGUACUGGAUGAACUGUACCGAUCUGAAGCACAUCAAGCAGGACGAGAGGGUGUCCAUGGGCCUGAACGGAAACCUGUACUUCUCUAAUACGCUGGCGCCAGACAGCCACAAUGACUACUGCUGUUUUGCAUCCUUUCCCAAGAUACGCACCAUCGUUCAGAAGCCACGCAUGGCUGUGAGGGUCAGGACAAUAAAUUCGAGCAAGGAUGAUGACGUUAUGUGGGCUCCAGAGAGGAAGCCGAACAUUAUAGCACCAUUAGGUCUUUCAACAAGUCAUGUAAAAAAAGGAGACGAGCUUCAGCUGGAGUGUAUCGCAGAAGGACUGCCAACACCUAUAAUACAGUGGACUAAGAUGGGAGGCAUCUUACCGGAGCAUGCAGUUAUCAACAACUUCGGGAAGCUUUUGAUCAUUCCACGCAUCAUGCCAGAGGAUGAUGGGAAAUACACAUGCACGGCACUGAAUUCUGUUGGAGAAGAUGUUCGGCAUUUCCAUGUUAUUAUGGAGGAGCCCCCCAGCUGGAAGGAGGAGCCAGUGAGGGAUCUUUUAGCAGAGAUUGGAUCUGACAUCCACAUCAAGUGUUCGGCUACAGGAAAACCACAACCUUCAAUCACCUGGAAACGAAACGGGCGGCCUCUGGAUGAUUUACCCUCCACAAAUCAGCAAGUGCUGGAUGACAGCGUAAUCUUACACGGAGCCCAGAAAAGCGACAGCGCGGUAUACCAGUGCGAGGCCUCCAACAGACACGGGAUCAUCAUCGCCAAUGCUAAUAUCCUGGUCAUGAAUCACCCACCUUUGCUUUUGACACGGAAUUAUCUGGAGUACGCCACCAUGUUGGGGAAGAGUGUGAUUAUGGACUGUAAAGUCUUCAGCUCUCCGCUCGCCACCAUUCACUGGACAAGAGAAGACCCAGAGGGCUCGGUAGAUUGGGAGAGAUGUUCUCUCCUUAAGAACGGCUCCCUGCAGAUUCACAGAGUCGAGAAGGAAGACAUGGGCCAGUACAAAUGUUUCACGAACAACUCGGAGGGCACGGCCAGCAUUUUCACUGAACUCUUCGUCAAAGAUUCAACCUGGAUUGUAGAAGCUCCUCAGGAUAUGAAGGUUGAAAGAGGAUCUACGGCAGAACUUGAAUGCCAGGUGAAGUCCGACCCCACCCUGAGCAGAGAGCUGGAGGUCCUGUGGGUAAAGGAUGGGAUACAAAUCAUCUCUAACCUCUCAGAAGGAUAUGCCAUAGAAUAUGGGACUCUCCAGAUAACCAAUGUGAGCCAUAGUGAUGAAGGAAAUUAUACCUGCAUUGUUCGAACAUCGCUGGACCAAAACCAGGCUUCUGCAUAUGUAACCGUGUUAGAUGUCCCUGAUCCACCGGUCCAGCUGUUGCUGUCUGAUCUGAAAGAGCGAAGCGUGAAGCUCCAUUGGGAAGCUGCCUCUGAUCACAACAGCCCUAUAACAGAGUUCAUCAUCCAGUUUGAAGAGAACCACUGGGAGCCGGAGAAAUGGAAGGAGCUUCUACGAGUCGCCAGCAGUCAGUUCUCAGCCCCCCUGACGCUGUACUGCCACAUUAAUUACCAGUUCAGAGUCAUCGCCCUCAAUGCUGUCGGAAGAAGCCAUCCCAGCAUGCCCUCUGAACGAUACAGAACACCUUCUUGCGCUCCUGACAGGAACCCGGAAAACAUUAGGAUUGAGGGUCACCUGCCACAUCAAAUGGACAUCAGCUGGGAGCCUCUCUUGCCUGUGGAGCACAACAGUCCCGAUUUGGAAUAUAAACUGAGCUACAGGCUUCUGGGGGUCGAGGACAGUUGGAACGAGCAGAUGGUGAAGAGACACUCAUUUCUAGUGGAAAACACCCCGACGUUCGUCCCGUUCGAGAUCAAGAUCCAGGCCCACAACAAGCACGGGUGGGCACCAGAACCCAGAGUGGUUACGGGUUAUUCGGGGGAAGACCUGCCCUUAGCAGCUCCAGGGAACGUAUCUGUGAAGGUUUUGAACUCCACACUGCUGAGGGUCAGCUGGUUACCGGUGCCUCAUGCCGCUCUUAGGGGUCAUCCUGUAGGAUACAUGGUGCACUGGUGGCAGACUCAAAGUCUUCUGACCUCUAAGAGAAUCCCCUCAGAGAAGCAGUCUCUCACCAUCCUUGGAAACAGAAGUCACACCAUGGUGCCAGGACUGAAGCCUUUCUCUGAAUAUAACCUGACUGUCAACGUCUUCAACAGGAAAGGGAACGGGCCCAGCAGCAGCGCCGUCUCUUUCACAACUCCACAGGGAGUUCCUGACAAACCUCAUAUACUGAGAGCCACAAACUUUCAAAAAAACUCCAUCACGCUGGUGUGGGCGCCUCCGCGCAAGGCCAACGGCUUUCUCACGGGUUAUCUGCUGAAAUACCAGACAGUUGGUGAGACCCUGGGCGAGCUUAAAUCCGUGAACAUCAGCUCACCAGACACGACACAGUGGGUCCUGCACAAUCUGCAGGAAGACCACCGGUAUAAGUUCUAUCUGAGCGCAUGCACGCAGAUGGGCUGUGGUUCGGUCGCCAAUGAGGAGGGAGGAACCGUCCCUGAAGCAUGGCAACGUUUUUCUGUAACCUCACCUACUUUGUGCACUUCUAGUGUCAUCAAAACCUUUCCUAACUUAGUUGUGCUCAACGUAACCACCUCUAUAAGUGACACCUUUGCAAGAAUACACUGGAGCACCACAGGAGAGGACUCUGAUUCAGAGCUCUAUGUUGCGAUAAUUAAUCAACGUGGUGGUGUCUGGCAGAUUUCUGGAGCUGUAAACACAUCUAAAGGUUUCCACCUCAUUGAAGGGCUCAGCCCAGAAACUGUGUACAAAGUUCGCCUGCUGGCUUCACACAGGCUUGAUGACUUUAGUUAUUUUGAGGAGGUUUUCAAGACGAAGAAAGCUACUAGUAAGCAACUGGAGGCAUCCCAGCAGUGGAUUGUGGUACUGAUGUGUGUGAUGGCUUUGCUGACUCUGCUUGUUCUCAUCGGCUGUUUUGUGAUCAAGAAAAAAGGCGGCAAGUACGCAGUGAAGGAAAAGGAGGAAAUUCCAGCUGAUCCGGAAUCUCACGGCAUGAAUGAAGACGCUCCAUGUGACUACAGUGAUGAAAAACCACUGAAGAGCAGCCAACAAUUGUUUGGAGGCAUCAAAGAAGACAACAGCAGCGAAGACAGCUCUAUAAUAUCAGAGGGCGACGACUGUGAGUUUGAUGAAGAUGGCUCGUUCAUUGGCGAGUACGCGUGUUACAGACGCAGGGCGUCGAUGGAGUCAAACGGACAGCCUCCGUUUACUUCUUAAGAUGCUGGUGCAGCCUUAUUUUUGACUUUUAAACAAUUUACAGGGAGAAAGACAUGUUUGUUUGUGUGUGUGAUGUGUACUGUAUGUGUUUUUUUACGAGGUUGCUUAUGUGUGAAUGGGAAUUUUUUACAGUGUUAAUAUAAAGGGUGAAAAGUUAAACAGUUCACCCAAAAAUUAAUAUUCAGUCAUUGUUUACUCACCCUCACAAAAAUAGUCUAUAUGACUCGAUACACAAUAUUGUUUUUGAAGCCAUACAGUAGUUCUGUGUGUACAGAAGACAAACAUUUGGCAUUUAUAGUAUUUGCAUUCCAUAUGUGCAUGUAUGGCAUGUUAUGUCAUGCAAAUGCUAAAUGUCUAUGGAGGAAUGAAAAUUUGACAGUAUGAGAUUUUAUUAACAUGAGGGUGAAACAACGAUAACAGAAUUUUUAUUUGGGGGUAAACUAUUACCAAUUUGGUAACACUUUGCAAUAAGGUUUUAUGUAUUUGUUUACAUUGGUCAAUGCAUUAGCUAACACAAACUAACAUUGAGCAAUACUUCUACUGCAUUUAUUCAUUUAAAAAAAUAAUUAUGUGGGUUUAUUACAAAAAUAAACAUAUAUUAACUUUAAAUCUAUUAAAAUCUUUUAACUUUUUUAUAGUGGGACAUAAUUUAAAAAAUGAAUAAAAUUCCAACAGUUUAUAUAUAUAAUUUAAGUUUAUUUAAUGAAAAAAUAAUUUACUUUAAUAAUUAACAAGUAAAAAAUUCAUAUACACUUAAUCAUUUUUGGUGAAUUCUAAUUGAAAUAUAUGAGUUACUCAGAUUACUUACAUUUACUCAAUUUAAACAGUAUUUCAUUGAUUUCACAGUUUUCAAAUUUAAUAUUUUUUUGAGUGUAAAUUGUUUCAUGUAGAACCACAGUAAUUCUUUUUUGAGUGAAAUAGAUUAGUUAUGCACUCUAAGCUAACAUGAGCAAUUGUAUUGAUAUUAACUAUCAUUAAAAAAAGUAUAAAUGCCCCCAAAAAAUUGAUCAUUAUUAGUUCAUGUCACUAAUGUAAACAAAUACAACCUUAUUGUAAAGUCAUCCCUUAAAUUUUGGGCUAAGCAAAAAACUUAUAUGCAGGCUUGCCUAACAACAAAACAAGCAUACUGCUUUAUGCACCUUAGAAUUAAUGUGGACCAGAAGUUUACGGGUGGAUUAACAUUUCCUGCACCAUAAAAAUAAAUAAUUCAUGGUCUGUCACAGAACUGAUAUCUUGACAGCGCAGUUUUUUCUUAUAUGUUUCCUUGUGUGGGUAAUCACAUAACCUCUCUGUUCACCUUUCAGCAAAACACUAACACAAUGUGACAAAACAAUUAUGUUUAGAUGCUUCUAUAUAUCCAAAAAAACACAUCGUAUCUGUUUAAACACGGGUAAACAUUUAAUAGUUAGAUCCAAUAUUUUUAUUCUACAGAAUGUGGAUCUGAACGCACAUAAACUACACGUCAGCUUGAGGUUUAUGCAGCUGACAGAGUUCUAUAAAUAAUGUGAGAUUCAAGAUUGCCUUAUUAGCUUUUUGCAUCCUGCAAGUAUGGUCAUGUCCCUCAAUAUACUUUUGUUGUUUUUAGCAGCAUUGUGCAUUUUAUUAUUCUGUAUCGGGUCCAAAUUAUUUUUUGGAUUAUUAUUCAGAUAGAUGGUUUGUAUUACAUGACAAAUCAUUUAAAUUUCAUGUGUCUAUAAAACUAGGGUCUAUCCAGCCUGUAAAUCCCACAAUACAAUUUUUAUUAUUGAAAUAUAUCCAUAUAUGAGAUGAGAAUUUUUGUAAGAUUUUUGCUAUUUAAAAAUAUAUAUGCGAGAGGUUAAACCUGUUUUGCACUCCAUGUUAUGUAGAUAAGAGAUGUUUUUAUUUUUUUGAAUUUCUCUUUUUGCAUUUGUGUUUGGUGCAGUUUAUUCUGCCUGAAAAUAUUUUUGCUUGUACUCAGGAGAUUUUAUUAUAGAAUAUUCUGUGUACUUUUAUUUUGUCAAAGAUCAUGUUUACCUUCUCGCUAUGUUUUGUAUUCAAGCACAAUAUUGCUCUGAAAUGUUCCAGAGGGAAGUCUAUCAAGACAUUUUGUUCCUCUAAACCUGUAUGAUUUCAGUUUUCACCACAUAAAGAUUUAGGCUAAAUAAACAAUUUUUACAUUA